This is a messenger RNA of Eurypyga helias (sunbittern), 3119 nucleotides long. It is a transcript of the gene MOV10L1, whose product is annotated as Mov10 RISC complex RNA helicase like 1. The annotation marks the transcript as partial. The transcript is spliced from 22 exons. Lineage: Eukaryota; Metazoa; Chordata; Aves; Eurypygiformes; Eurypygidae. The record is from RefSeq and is a predicted model, not a curated record. Gene Ontology annotation, molecular function: helicase activity.
GUGAUAAACAAGUAAAAACUGUACAAGGAGUAGUGACCAGAUUUUGCCAUGAUUAUGGGAUGAUAGAUGAUAUGAUAGUCUUCACGAAGGAUGCUGUUACAAAAAACAUGCUGCUGGCUGUUGGACAGGAAGUUACUGCCACUGUUGAAGAGGAUAAAACGUCGGGUGGCUUGAAGGCCAUUAGGGUAGAUGCCAUCCAGAAUACCUGGGGAGACUCCAGUCCUACUUGUGAUGCUUCUGAACUAAAUAUGAAGAUAUUAAUUGGCAAUAUUACCUCUCUCUGUAAGGGUGGUGGCUAUAUUAAUCAGAAUACUUUUUUUUCAAUGGAAGAUGUCUGUGAAGAUUUCAGCCCUUGGGAAGGUGACUGGGUGCAAGCAAAGUAUUUUAUUCACCCAACAACGUGUAACAGUGAAGCAGUUGCUGUAAAGCCUUUGAGAUAUAAGCGAGUAGACAAGGUUCGCGUUUCCAGCAUCUGUGGAAGAAGUGGUACAGUAGAUGAGAGUAUAUUUUUCACUUUGGAUUCACUGAGACUUCCGGAUGGUUAUUCACCUAGUACACAUGACCUGGUGAACACAGUUGUGGUGGAGAGCAAUCAGUCGUGUUAUAUUUGGAGAGCUCUCUGCUUGGUGCCAGUCAGCCAGGAUGGACAAUCUCACUCUAAUGGUGUCAGUCUGGAUGAGCCUUAUGAAAUCUUAAUGAGAGACAAAGAAGGUUUGGAAGUAUCGAGAAUGACUAAUUUUGGAACUCUGAAGCAAGGAGAAUCUGAAAGAAUGAUCAUUUGGAUAGAGAAUAAAGGGAGUGUACCACAGUCCUUAAUCAGCUGCAGAUUAGCUGGAUGGGUGAAAGACAAGCAAUUCAGCUUUCAGAUUCCUCAAAAAUGUGAGAACAGUCCAGAACCACAUCUGUCAUCUUUUCCAAUAAAUCAAGAAAACCUCUCAAAAGCUGCAAUUAAUUCAUAUAAUGACAGUGGAGGAACAAUAUAUGAGUCAUUGAAUAACACUUUCGUUAUAAAGAAUGGAGUCAUUCCAGAAGGAAUUAAUUCUCGGGAUACAAAUUCAUCAAGGACAAAAGAAAACUUUUCCUUGCUGGAAAGUGGAAAUCUACAUAAUGGAGAAAAUGAGCAAAGAGAAGAUGUGGAACAACCAGUAAAGCACACCAAUAUUACUGGAGAGAUUGUCAUACCACCAGGUGGAAGAACAUUCAUAGUGAUCAUAUGCACAGCUGUAAUUCCUGGGUACAGUAAAGAACUCCUGUUGCUUGGUUUUUCUGAUUUUACUGUUGGACGCUAUAUUGAAGCCACUGUAACAAAUGAAGAAGAAUUACUAAUAGCACCUGUGAAAACAUUUUCUCCAAAAAAGCCUAAAAUUAUUCCAGAAUCUCAGCCAAUGAAGACUACAGUGGUUGCUCCUAAAUACAGAAGAAAUAAAAGAAAGCAGUUGCCAAGCUUUCUCCCGCAUUAUACCGUACCAGUUGAGUUAAGGAAGUGUGUGGAGCAGAAGUUAGACAUACUGACCUUUCAACCUCUCCUAGCAGAGCGUCUUAAUCUAGAUAAUUACAAAGCGAACUUUUCUACUCUCUUGUGGCUUGAAGAGAUCUGUGCAGAAACAGAGAUAAAGGACUUCAGCAUGAGUGGUGUCACUUUGAAAAGGCAAGGGAACUUGUUAGUGUUGGAAGUGCCAGGAGUGGAAGAGGGCAGACCUCGUCUGUUUACAGGUGAUAAGGUGAUACUGAAAAGUCAGGUCUACUCUGAGCAUGUAAUAGAGUACGUCGCCUAUAUUACUGAGAUAUGUAAUGAAGAUGUUACUCUUAAAUUUAAUGCAGACUUUGAACAAGCUUACAACUUGGAACCCAUGGAUGUGGAAUUUGUUCAUUGCAGGGUUACAAGCAGGCGAUGCCAUUUGGCAGUUGAGCAAGCCAUCUACCUGGGUGAAAAAGUGUUAUUCCCGGAAAGGCUUGUCUUACAAUCACCACAAGUAAUCAAGAACCAGAAUACUACUGAGUAUUGUGUUGUUGAUGAUGGCCUUGAACAAUGUUCCCAGCAGGAAAGUAAGGUCAAAAAAAUGCAGAACAAACAGGCAAAAUCUGGUGAAACUGUGACAUUUAAGCAGAGAGCUGGUGAAUUUUUCAAUCCCAUGCUGAAUGAGCAACAGAAACUGGCAGUGACAAGGAUACUGAGUGGUGAAUGUCGUCCAACACCUUAUGUUCUCUUUGGACCACCAGGAACGGGAAAAACAUUAACAGUAGUUGAAGCUAUUUUACAGAUUCAUUAUACUCUACCAGACAGUCGUAUUUUGGUUUGUGCACCAUCGAAUGCUGCGACAGAUCUGAUUUGCUUGCGCCUGCAUCAAAGCAGCCUGUUAAAACCAGGAGCUAUGGUCCGAGUUAAUGCUAGCAUCAGGUCAAUAGAGCAUGUUGAUGAGAUGGUGAAACCUUACUGCCAAGAUGGUGAUGAUGUUCGGAAAGCAUCAUGGUUCAGGAUAAUAAUCACCACAUGCAGCAGUGCAGGGCUGUUUUAUCAAACAGCAAUACGGCUUGGACACUUCACUCAUGUGAUUCUGGAUGAGGCAGGACAAGCAAGUGAACCAGAGAGCCUGAUUCCUCUUGGGUUGAUUUCAGAAGCUAAAGGACAGAUAGUUCUUGUUGGAGAUCCAAAGCAGUUAGGGCCAGUAAUAAAAUCUAAAAUUGCACUGAAUUUUGGAUUGAAUGUAUCCCUGCUGGAAAGACUGACAUCAAGAGAGAUAUAUCUGAGGGAUGAGGAUGCUUUUAGUGCCUGUGGAGCAUAUAAUCCUUUGUUGAUCACAAAACUCGUGAAGAACUACAGGUCACACUCUGCGUUGCUUGCCUUGCCAUCGAAAUUGUUUUAUCAUAAGGAGCUAGAAUGUUGCGCAGACACUUCAGUUGUAACUUCUUUGUUGCAUUGGAGAAAAUUGCCCAGGAAGGGAUUUCCCUUAAUUUUUCAUGGAAUAAGGGGCAGUGAAACACGUGAAGGCCACAGUCCUUCGUGGUUCAAUCCAACUGAAGCAGUUCAAGUAAUGCAGUACUGUUCCCACCUCGCUAAAAAUGAGAACACGGCAGUGUCAGUGACUGAUAUCGGAGUGAUUACACCGUACCGUAAGCAG